Messenger RNA from Megalobrama amblycephala (Wuchang bream), 2402 nucleotides. RefSeq names its product probable global transcription activator SNF2L2. Gene Ontology annotation, cellular component: RSC-type complex. The record is from RefSeq and is a predicted model, not a curated record. The coding region runs from base 872 to 1564 and encodes 230 amino acids. Gene Ontology annotation, biological process: chromatin remodeling. Gene Ontology annotation, molecular function: protein binding. The transcript is spliced from 6 exons. NCBI's taxonomy places the organism in Eukaryota, Metazoa, Chordata, Actinopteri, Cypriniformes, Xenocyprididae.
UGCAUUCCGUGUGUUUCACUGCGCGCUCGCGCUUUCAUGUUUCUCUUAUGCCCGUGAUGAGAAUGUUUGCAUGAAACGCUCGCGGUUGUGAGGGGCUGUUCUCUCACCUUAGUAUACUGCGUCUUGUUUUGUCUGAAGUCUUUGCAUUUAAGUAUUUGAGAGCGUUCUGUGUGCGUGCGUGCGUGCGUGUGUGUGUGUGUGUGUGUCUGUGUGUGUAUUUGAUUUAGACAUCAAUGGCUGGCGCUGCCUGCAUAGCGUCAUACUUAGAAUUCAUAUUUUCAUCCCUCUCAUAUGCUCUCUGUGCCAGCAGUGGCUGCGGCAGGAAUAUCACUGCACUUUAAUUGCCUUUGUGUAAAACACAGACUCGGCAGCGCGCGCGCGCAUACACACACACACACACAGUGGAUUUGCAUUUGCUUAUUGUCACACGUGAGGCGUGUGCAUGUUCAUGAGCGGCGGUUUCUCGUCUCGUGUGUACCGGUACACGUUCGGUGAACGCUGUGUAUGGUGAACCGUACGCCACUGUUCCUUUAUGUUGGCCGGAGAUCAGCAUCGUCGUAAACCUCAAUCUUUUUAUUCACAAUGGGAGUGAAGAUCAGUGUACCAGCAUCUCUUGCCUCCCCAGCAGCCCCUGUGUGAUUUCAUACAGAGCUCGUGAUAUUGCUAAGUGAUGCUUUAUCAAAUAUUAAAUGGAAGUGAAAGCAUCUGUUCGUGUUAGAGGCGACUGAAGAUUGAAGGCAUAUCUUGCCUGGUGAGACGUGUAGCCUAGAUAAUGAUGAUAUGUGCCAAUUUAGACCUGGAAAUAGUCGGAUGAAAGGCCAGAAAAGUCAUUAAACUGUCUCAGGCUAUCCAAAACGGAGUGUCUGAGGUUAUGGAGGAGGAAAGCAACUUGAAGAAACGAAAAAGCGAUCAACAAGGCAACCAGGGCUCUGAGACUGGUCAGGAGGUGGUGGAAAAAGUAAAAAAGCGACGGGGUCGCCCUCCUGCCGAGAAGCUGCCCCCCAACCCUCCCAAGCUCACAAAACAGAUGAACACCAUCGUAGACAUGGUCAUCAACUACAAGGACACGUUGGGCCGACAGAUCAGUAAAGGUUUCGUCCAGCUGCCUUCAAGAAAAGAGGUGCCAGAGUAUUACGAGCUCAUCCGCAAGCCAGUCGACUUCAGGAGGAUCAGGGAGAGAGUGCGUAAUCACAAAUACAGGUGCAUUGCGGACCUGGAAAAGGAUAUCAUGCAGAUGUGUCACAACGCUCAGACGUUUAAUCUGGAAGGAUCUCAGAUUUUUGAAGACUCCAUUGUUUUGAAGUCUGUUUUUGAGAGUGCAAGACAGCGAAUAGUGGAACUCAGCGAGGAAGACAAUGAUGCUGUCGGAAGCAGUGAAGCAGAUGGUGGCCAUCAUUUUAAUCUAGAGGCUCCUGUUUCAGAGUCAACAAAUCCCAAACUGGUUGAAAAAAAGGAGAAAAAAAAAAGCGAUCCUAGUAAUUCCAGCUCAAAGGAGACGGUCACAAACAGUGAUGAAGACAUUGGCCAAGAAUGUGAGAAUAACACAAGAGGACUAUUGAAUUAGACCCCGAAUGACAGCCUCAUAUAUUGUCUGCCAUUUUAAGAACAUUGUAUGGCCAUUUCAGUCCAGUUUUCCUUGAUGUUUCGCUCAAGGAUUUGCUCCGAAUGUGAUCUCUCAUUAUAUUGAUUGCUUAAAACACCUUUAUAAAACCUUUGUAUUCUAAACACAUUAUUAAUGCAGUGCUUCUGCAGUGAUGCAUUUUAAAUUGGCAUUAUUUUCAUGUAUUUAUAUGAUGUAAAUAAAUCAUAAACCCAAAAUAGAUAAUAUCAUGAUGAAAAAGUUCUGUAAGUUCAGACUGACUGAAAAUGUUCUCUCUUUUCCCCCCCAAGGAUGGAAAAUGGUGGUAUGACAUAUUGUAUGAUCAUUGAAAAAAAAUGCAUUCAAUCUUUUAAGAUGUGAUAAGCUGUGCUAAAUUUGCAAGCUAUUAUGUCUCUGUCUCAGAGAAUUUUUAAUCGGUGGUUUUUGUGACUAUGAGCACUUUGUCAUCCUCACUUUGUAUGUUUCCCUUUCCUUCAUUACCUGUCAACAUCUUUUAAAAAAAAGCAACGAUUUUUUAUCCAACAGCUCUUUAUCUCUCUUUAGUUUUCACAGGAUCGUAACUAUCUGUACAUAGAGGAACUUGGGGCAUAAUGGCAAUGUAUUCUUUGGUGACAGAUCAGAUACUGCCCUCAAAGAGAGGCACCUAUUGAUGAUGUUGUCACACUUGUGUGUUCGGUUUAUGAUGGAUGGCAGAGCUGGUGUGUUUGUGGACAGAUUCUGACAUUAAAAUGUAUGGGGUUUAUACGAUGUGAAAGGGCAACAAGGUUUGAGACAUCAUCUUGAAAUAAACAUUUUUAUGAAA